UUUCAACUCCUAGUUCCUCACCCCCCACCUCUUUCUAAAUCUCUCCCUCUCUCUCUCUCUCUCUUUCUCUCUCUGUGAAUCGCCGUCCGUCACUCACUCCGAUGGAAAGGAGUCAAAGAUCGGAAUCCGCCGGAGAACCCGAAGACCUGUCGCCGCCGGUGACGGCCCACCACCUGACGACGCCGCCGGGGCUGACCCCCGGCGAGUUCGCCGAGCUCGUCCCCUCGGUGGUCGAGCACCACACCUACGAGCUCGGGCCGGGGAAGUGCUCCUCCCUCCUGGGCCAGCGCGUGCGGGCCCCACGCGCCGCCGUCUGGUCCGUGGUGCGCCGCUUCGAGAAGCCCCAGGUGUACAAGCACUUCAUCAAGAACUGCGCGGUGGGGCCCGGCUUCGAGCUCGCCGCGGGGGCCACGCGCUACGUCGACGUCAUCUCCGGCCUCCCGGCGUCCACCAGCGAGGAGCGGCUGGACGUGCUGGACGACGAGCGGUUCGUCACGGGGUUCACCAUCAUCGGCGGGGAGCACCGGCUGCGGAACUACCGGUCGGUGACGACGGUGCACGAGGUGGCGCGUGAGGAGGGCGGGAUCUGGAGCGUCGUCCUCGAGUCCUACGUCGUGGACGUGCCGGAGGGGAACACCGAGGAGGACACCCGCCUCUUCGCCGACACCGUGGUGAAGCUGAACCUGCAGAAGCUGGCCUCCGUCGCCGAAGGGCUGGUGGCCCGCGACGGUGAGGGCCAAUAGCACCAACUCCCUCCUCCUGCUCCUCUCUUACUUGAAAUUUCCCAUUUUGAUUUCCUCUUUCUACGAAUCCGAAGGGGUUCUUGAUUUGCGAAUUAUCUGGAGUCAAAACAAAACCAAAAAUGGUUCUUUUUUUUGGGGAUGGUUUUGGGAAACCGGGGGACUGCUUGGACAAAUCAAUGGAAAAAUGUGGAGGGCAUUUUCGGUUGAUCUUGCUGCAAUCUUUGCCGUUGUUGUGUUCUGUCCGCUUGAAGAUCUCGUUCUCCGUUCUUCUUGCUGCCCUUUUGUCUGUUUUCUUGCUAAUAAUGGCCGGUGCUGUUCCAUGUUUUCCUCCUCUUUUUUGCCACUUGCAAUGCCAAUUUGGCAAAACGGAAAAAGGAGGAUAAGGAAACGUUAUAAUUUUUUGCAGGCACUGUCGUCUUGUCCAUUAAAAUUUGGCCCGGUAAAAGGUAAAAUUUUUCGCU
Messenger RNA from Eucalyptus grandis, 1204 nucleotides. RefSeq names its product abscisic acid receptor PYR1. The coding region runs from base 102 to 743 and encodes 213 amino acids. The record is from RefSeq and is a predicted model, not a curated record. Lineage: Eukaryota; Viridiplantae; Streptophyta; Magnoliopsida; Myrtales; Myrtaceae. Gene Ontology annotation, molecular function: signaling receptor activity; protein phosphatase inhibitor activity; abscisic acid binding. Gene Ontology annotation, cellular component: cytoplasm; nucleus. Gene Ontology annotation, biological process: abscisic acid-activated signaling pathway. The transcript has a single exon.